UCAUCAUUUUGCUCCCAUCCAAUCACCGAUCAGUAGUGACAUCAAUGACAUACACUGCUUGCCUACUUAUAGUCGUGGACAUGUGAGUACUCGCCACUGAGCUACUGCAACUACUACCACUACUAUCACAUUGUCGAACUAAAUCAAUGGAAACCGCUAAUAUCUAUCGUGCUGUUGAAGAGCAUUAUUCUUCUCGCGCUUCAGCCGCCUCCGAGUUUAGCCAAACGGAGGCUAUCGUGGACAGUGAUCGCGUUGCAAGCGCUUUUGGAUACACCACCGAGGAACUAUCGACUAUUCCUGUCACCUCGAAUCUCGGAUUAUCAUGCGGCAAUCCUGUUGCCACUGCAAAUUUAAAGGAGGGUGAGACCUUUCUUGAUUUAGGAUCAGGAGGCGGUCUCGACGUUUUUCUUGCUGCAAAGCGCGUAGGUCCUGCGGGAAAAUGCAUCGGAAUUGACAUGAACGAUAAGAUGCUCGAACUUGCACGAACCAAUGCCACCAAGGGUGGUUACACUAACGUGCAAUUCGUCAAGGGACUAAUUCAUGAUCUACCGCUUGCUCCACAAUCCGUGGAUAUAAUAUCCUCCAACUGUGUUCUUAACUUAGUUCCUGAAACGGACAAACCUGCCGUGUUUUUGGAGAUUACUCGCGUUCUGAAACCAGGCGGGCGGUUGGCUAUCUCGGAUAUCCUCUUGAAGAAGCCGCUACCUGAAGACCUGCUGUCGGAUGUUUCUUUGUAUGUCGGAUGCAUCAGUGGUGCAAGCACCCCGAAACAAUACCUGGAAUGGAUGGCAUCAGCUGGGCUUAGUGACAUGACAAUUGUAGACACAAAGAAAGACUUGAACGUCUACAAGUUGAACAGGAGCAACCAGGAGAAACCAAGAGCUUGCUGUGUGGGUAGUGAAUCCAGUGGAUGUGGUCUGAAACCUUCAGAUUCCAAGCCUACACCUUCAAUUCGAGAUCUUGACUUGAAUCAUUAUGCAGCCUCUUAUCAGAUUUAUGCCGUCAAGAACAAGUAGAUGCCUAUAGCGGGGACGGAGUGCCAGAUGGUGAUCUUCUGGUAAAAGUCUUCAAGGCGAGCCUCGUGGGAAUAACUUGUAUUUUGUAUUUUGUAUGGGCGCUUAAAGUUAUGCUAAGUUG
This is a messenger RNA of Desarmillaria tabescens, 1137 nucleotides long. RefSeq names its product S-adenosyl-L-methionine-dependent methyltransferase. The transcript has 6 exons. Lineage: Eukaryota; Fungi; Basidiomycota; Agaricomycetes; Agaricales; Physalacriaceae. The record is from RefSeq and is a predicted model, not a curated record. The coding region runs from base 147 to 1016 and encodes 289 amino acids. Gene Ontology annotation, molecular function: methyltransferase activity.